Molecule: messenger RNA, 1194 nt
Organism: Cheilinus undulatus (humphead wrasse)
Lineage: Eukaryota; Metazoa; Chordata; Actinopteri; Labriformes; Labridae
Product: chemokine-like protein TAFA-5
Exons: 5
Coding region: 88-486 (132 amino acids)
Biological process (GO): G protein-coupled receptor signaling pathway
Molecular function (GO): receptor ligand activity; G protein-coupled receptor binding
Source: RefSeq, a predicted model, not a curated record
UACGAGAAGACCACUUGGAUUUUGAGAUUUUGCCUUCUUUCUUUGCCUUUUGUUCCCCCAUCAGAGAGGAAGUGCUCUGUUCCUUCAAUGGCUCCACUGUCAAGGUUGCCAAGGCGCAAAGAUGCCGCUCGCUGGCCGAGGAUGUCGUCAACUUUCUGGGCUGUGGUGCUCCUGACGGCGCUGCUGGUCCUCUACUGCGGCCAGCUGGCAGCGGGGACAUGUGAGAUUGUGACGCUGGACAGGGACAGCAGCCAACCACGGCGGACCAUCGCCAGGCAGACAGCCCGCUGCGCCUGUAAGAAGGGCCAGAUCGCUGGAACUACAAGAGCCAGGCCUGCCUGUGUGGACGCUGGUAUUGUUCGGAAAAAGCAGUGGUGUGAGAUGGUGCCGUGCUUGGAGGACGAAGGCUGUGACCUGUUAGUCAAUAAAUCUGGCUGGACUUGUACACAGCCCGGAGGCCGAGUCAAAACCACCACGGCUCUAUGACGCGACAAGAGUCCCCUUCGACACUCUUGCACUAUGGAGAGCAUUGAUGACCCCUUGACAGACAGCCAAAAACCAUCUCACACCACCAACACCAUCCUACCGACACUACCACCAUCACAGCACCUCCAACCAAACCCUGGUCCCGCAAAGGCAGGAAGCAGCACAAGCAACUGCAGAACACCAGGGGCCUCAUGGAAGUGGAAAGGUCUCAUAACACAGCCAGAGGCAGGACAGCCAGGGAAGGACUGUUUUUGGGAGCGAGCUUUCCCCUGGACACUGGAACAACUCCUCGCUGUGAAACACCUUCUAUUAUCUGUCACUGGCUCCUCCUGGUGUGUGAGCGCUCUCUUCUGCUAUCUGUCGUCGGGUCAAAAUGUCACAUCCACCUUCUCUCCACUCUAUCUGCCUGCUCUGUAACGUUAGCAGCGCCUGCUCGUGCCACGGAGGAUCGGUGACCUUAAAAUCCCAUGAAUGCAGGUUUUUUUUUGCCUCAUCGGAAGUCCACUGUUUAACUUUGGGAUUUCCCACAUCACAACCAAGGAGCUCAAAGCAGGAUCAUUGCAGACCGGACCUGGACCCUGUAGCUGCUCAAGAUCACCUCAUGAGGCCGUGAAAACCGAACGCUCUGCUGUGAAUAGGCCUUCUGCUGGAGUAAACCUCCCAUAUUUUUAUAGACCAAAGAGCAAAACAACAAAAAUGAUCAUCCUG